Endocarpon pusillum Z07020 is the source of this 564-nucleotide messenger RNA. RefSeq lists its product as uncharacterized. The record is from RefSeq and is a predicted model, not a curated record. The coding region runs from base 1 to 564 and encodes 187 amino acids. The transcript has 2 exons. Lineage: Eukaryota; Fungi; Ascomycota; Eurotiomycetes; Verrucariales; Verrucariaceae.
AUGCCUCUUGCGGGCUUCGCAAUGACAUUGGAUACCUCGAAAGACGCUCCUAGUGCACAAGACGUGUGUACCUCCGCUCACUGCGAACAGGGCAAUCCACCAUCGGCCAUUGAACCUCGCACACCCCAAAAGUCAGGCGCUGAGGAUAACGCUCCUUUUGCGGAUAUAGAUGGACCUGUGGAAGCUAAAGGAGGUGCUGGAGGUGCUGGAGGUGGAGGCGGGAGAGGUGGUGGCGGCGGCAGAAAGGGCGGAGGUGGGGUGGUCGUUGUCUCUUCAGGAAACUCCAAAGCAGGCGCCAAUCCACUUUCAGUGCUGCGAGGUCCAAUCCUCUUACUGAACUCGAUUCUACCAACAGCUAGAGCCCAAACUCCGUCUGGCUUUGUUGCGCCAGCUGAAGCUCACAUUGAUAAUGCUGCCGGUCACGAUGCAGAGAUUGUCGAGCAGAGCCUUCCUAGGUUGCGCAGGGACAGAUGUGAAGCAAUCCUAGGUUUUUACUGCGGGUGGGCUCCGAAGGCAGAUACAGGACCGGUGGGAAGGCUGGUGAAAUGGAUGCGAUCGGCUUAG